Molecule: messenger RNA, 2977 nt
Organism: Propithecus coquereli (Coquerel's sifaka)
Lineage: Eukaryota; Metazoa; Chordata; Mammalia; Primates; Indriidae
Gene: CIZ1
Product: CDKN1A interacting zinc finger protein 1
Exons: 16
Coding region: 3-2864 (953 amino acids)
Cellular component (GO): nucleus
Molecular function (GO): nucleic acid binding; zinc ion binding
Source: RefSeq, a predicted model, not a curated record
CCAUGUUCAACCAGCCGCAGCAGCAGCAGCUGCAGCAGCAGCAGCUCCAGCAGUUGCAGCAGCAGCAGCUCCAGCAGUUGCAGCAGCAGCAGCUCCAGCAGCAGCAAUGGCAGCAGCAGCAGUUGCUGCAGCUCCAGCAGCUGCUCCAGCAGUCUCCAUCACAGGCCCCCUUGCCCUUGGCCGUCAGCCGGGGGCUCCCCCAGCAGCAGCCACAGCAGCAGCUUCUGAGCCUCCAGGGCACCAGCUCGGCCUCCCUCCUCAACGGCUCUGUGCUGCAGAGAGCUUUGCUGUUGCAGCAGUUGCAAGGACUGGACCAGUUUGCAAUGCCACCAGCCACGUAUGACAGUGCCGGUCUCACCAUGCCCACGGCAACAUUGGGUAACUUCCGAGGCUACAACAUGGCAACCCCGAGCCUGACAGCCCCCAGCCUUACACCCCCCCAGCUGGCCACUACAAAUUUGCAGCAGUUCUUUCCCCAGGCUACUCGCCAGUCCCUCCUUGGCCCCCCUCCUGUUGGGGUCCCCAUUAACCCAUCUCAACUCAACCUCUCAGGGCGGGCCCCCCAGAAACAGGCCCGGACCCCCUCCUCCACUACUCCCAAUCGCAAGGAUUCUUCUUCUCAGACCAUGCCUGUGGAAGACCAUUCAGACCCCCCCGAGGGGUCUGAGGAAGCUGCAGAGCCCCGAGCGAGCACACCAGGAGACCAAGGUUCAACCCCCCGCCCAGAUGACAUCCCUAAGGAGAGACACACUCCGGCACCCGGGCCUGAGCCUUGUGAGGUGUCUGAGCCGCCAGCCAAGAGGAUGAAGAGCUCAGAGGAGCCAGCAGAGAACGGGCCUCCAGGGCAGCUACAGGCGAAGGUCCAGCCACAGGCCCGGAUGACAGUACCGAAGCAGACACAGACACCAGAGCUGCUGCCUGAGCCCCUGGAAGCCCACGUGCUGCCACGAUUCCAGCCACGAGUCCUGCAGAUCCAGGCCCAGGUGCAACCACAGACUCAGCCACGGAUGCUACCAGUGGACACCCAGGUGCAGCCAAAGCUGCAGAAGCAGGCACAAACACAGACCUCUCCAGAGCACUUCGUGCCACAGCAGAAGCAGGUGCUGCCAGAGCUGCAGCAGGAGGCUGAGCCACAGAAGCAGGUGCAGCCACAGCCGCAUUCACAGCUCCCAAGGCAGGUGCAGCUGCAGCAGGAGGCAGAGCCACAGAAGCAGGUGCAGCCACAGGCGCAACCACAGCCGCAUUCACAGCCCCCAAGGCAGGUGCAGCUGCAGCAGGAGGCUGAGCCACAGAAGCAGGUGCAGCCACAGCUGCAUUCACAGCCCCCAAGGCAGGUGCAGCUGCAGCAGGAGGCUGAGCCACAGAAGCAGGUGCAGCCACAGGCACAUUCGCAGCCCCCUGUACAGGUGCAGCUGCAACUGCAGAAACAGGCCCAGACACAGACGUAUCCACAGGUACAUACACAAGCACAGCCAGCGGUCCAGCCACGGGAGCAGCCACCAGAGCAUCCCUCAGCGCAGGCGCCAGUGCAGCCACCAGAGCAGGUCCACGGGCAGCCUCAGACCCAGCCGCAGGAGUCAGUGCCGGCACCAGAGCGAGCACCAGUUCAUGGCACAGUGCGGGAGAUGCCGCCUGAUACAGUAGAAGCCGGAGGAGGCUUGGAGAAGGCCUCACCAGAGCCAGCGAGCACCCAGGCCUGCGUGGGAGAGAGCCGGGAGGAGGAGGCAGCCAGCGGCCUGGAUGUGGGAGAAUAUGAAAAAAGAGCAAGAGAGAUGCUAGGGGUGUGGGGCGCCGGGGGCUCCCUGAAGGUCACCAUCCUGCAGAGCAGCGACAGCCGGGCCUUUAGCACUGUACCCCUCAUACCCGGGCCCCGCCCCGGCGACUCCAGCUCCACCACCUCUGUGGCAGCCAGUGCGCCCGCUAGGCAGGCCCUCCAGUUCUUCUGCUACAUCUGCAAGGCCAACUGCACCAGCCAGCAGGAGUUCCAGGACCACAUGUCGGAUGCUCAGCACCAGCAGCGGCUCGGGGAGAUCCAGCACAUGAGCCAGGCCUGCCUGUUGUCCCUGCUGCCCGUGCCGCGGGAUGUCCUGGAGAGAGAGUCUGAAGACCCUCCACCAAGGCGCUGGUGCAACACCUGCCAGCUCUACUACGUGGGGGACCUGAUCCAACACCGCAGGACACAGGACCACAAGAUCGCCAAACAAUCCCUGCGACCCUUCUGCACCGUUUGCAACCGCUACUUCAAGACUCCUCGAAAGUUCGUGGAGCACGUGAAGUCCCAGGGGCACAAGGACAAAGCUAAGGAGCUGAAGACUCUGGAGAAGGAGAUAGCCGGCCAAGAUGAGGACCACUUCAUCACGGUGGAUGCCGUGGGAUGCUUUGAGGGUGAUGAAGAAGAGGAGGAGGAGGAUGAUGAAGAAGAAGAGAUCGAGGUUGAGGAGGAAUUCUGCAAGCAGGUGAGAUCCAGAGAUAUAUCCAUAGAGGAGUGGAAGGGCUCAGAGGCCUACAGCCCCAACACUGCGUACGGUGUGGACUUCCUGGUGCCCGUGAUGGGCUAUGUCUGCCGUGUCUGCCACAAGUUCUACCACAGCAACUCCGGGGCACAGCUGUCCCACUGCAAGUCCUUGGCCCACUUUGAGAACCUGCAGAAAUACAAGGCAGCCAAGAACCCCAGCCCCACCACCCGGCCCGUGAGCCGCCGGUGUGCCAUCAACGCCCGGAACGCCUUGACUGCACUGUUCACCUCUGGCGGCCGCCCACCUGCCCAGCCCAGCACCCAAGGCACAGCCAAAGCCCCCAGCAAGGUGAUGGCCCGACCCUCCCAGCCCCCACCACCGCGGCGCUCAAGCCGCCUCAAAACUUGAUAGAGGGAGUGCCCGGGCCAGAUCUGCUAAUGCUUUUUAGGAGUCUGCGUGGAAACUGACACGGUUCAUGUUUUUACUCAAAAUCCAAUAAAAGAAGGUAGUUUGGCUGUGCA